AGAUGGUUGAAAGUUUCUUUGGUUUAAAAUUCAUGACAUCAUUGUAUCAUUGCCUUUGCUCGUCUUGUUAAUUGUGGCAGCUUCUCUCACCCCCCAACUUCCCAGAGGUACACAGGUUUUGAUUUUGAUGUCCAUGAACUCUGGAGGAAGUUGAUCCCUCGAGAUGUAGAGAUAGGCUUGCUCCUGCCUAGUGAUGGGGACCUUGUGACCCAAGAUAUUCAUUCGGAGCAAGUAUGCUUGUUUACUUCCACAUUCUGGUUGAUUGGCCAUUCUGAGAUGCCUGCCUUAAGAUGGAGCUGAUUUCAAGGUGCCACUCAUGAGCCCAUCCUUCCUGCUUAUCGGCUCUAUGAAACCUACAUAGUUAAAACAGCAGGAUGCUUCUCUUGUUGGGUGUGUGAUGAGAAGAAUUUGGCAUUGGAGUGCUGGGAACCUGAGCAGCUGCUGAGGACUCAGAGCCCAGCCCUGACCAUUAGUGAGCCCACAACACAAUGAACAAAUUGAACUUCCAUAACAACAGAGUCAUGCAAGACCGCCGGAGUGUGUGUAUUUUCCUUCCCAAUGAUGAGUCUCUGAAUAUCAUCAUAAAUGUUAAAAUUCUGUGUCAACAGUUGCUGGUCCAGGUUUGUGACCUGCUCAGGCUAAAAGAUUGCCAUCUCUUUGGACUCAGUGUUAUACAAAAUAAUGAACAUGUGUAUAUGGAAUUGCAACAAAAGCUUUAUAAGUAUUGUCCAAAAGAAUGGAAGAAGGAGGCCAGCAAGGUACGACAAUACGAAGUCACUUGGGGUAUUGACCAGUUUGGGCCUCCCAUGAUUAUACACUUCCGAGUACAAUACUAUGUAGAAAACGGCAGAUUGAUCAGUGACAGAGCAGCAAGAUACUAUUAUUACUGGCACCUGAGAAAACAAGUCCUUCAUUCUCAGUGUGUGCUCCGAGAGGAGGCCUACUUCCUGCUGGCAGCCUUUGCCCUGCAGGCUGAUCUUGGGAACUUCAAAAGGAAUAAGCACUAUGGAAAAUACUUUGAGCCAGAGGCUUACUUCCCAUCUUGGGUUGUUUCCAAGAGAGGGAAGGACUACAUCCUGAAGCACAUUCCAAACAUGCACAAAGAUCAGUUUGCACUGACUGCUUCCGAGGCCUAUCUUAAAUAUAUCAAAGAAGCUGUCCGACUGGAUGACGUCCCUGUUCAUUACUACAGAUUGUAUAAGGAUAAAAGGGAGAUUGAAGCCUCACUGACCCUUGGAUUGACCAUGCGAGGAAUACAGAUUUUUCAGAAUCAUUAUGAAGAGAAACAAUUACUAUAUGAUUUCCCCUGGACAAAUGUUGGAAAGUUGGUAUUUGUGGGUAAGAAGUUUGAGAUCUUGCCGGAUGGCUUGCCCUCUGCCAGGAAGCUCAUAUACUACACGGGGUGCCCCAUGCGCUCCAGACACCUCCUGCAACUUUUGAGCAACAGCCACCGCCUCUACAUGAAUCUGCAGCCCAUCCUGCGCCACAUCCGGAAGCUGGAGGAAAACGAAGAGAAGAAGCAGUACCGGGAAUCGUACAUCAGUGACAACCUGGACCUCGACAUGGACCAGCUAGAGAAGCGGUCCCGAGCCAGUGGGAGCAGCGCAGGCAGCGUGAAGCACAAGCGCCUGUCCCGGCACUCUACCGCCAGCCACAGCAGCUCCCACACCUCAGGCAUUGAGGCGGACACCAAGCCCCGGGACCCGGGGCCAGAGGAUAGCUACUCCGGCAGCGCCAUCCAUCGCAAGCUGAAGACCUGCAGCUCAAUGACCAGCCACGGCAGCUCCCACACCUCGGGGGUGGAGAGCGGUGGCAAAGACCGGCUGGAGGAGGACUCGCAGGACGAUGAGAUUGAGAUGUUAGUGGAUGACCCCAGGGACCUGGAGCCGAUGAAUGAAGACUCUCUGGAAGUCAGCCCAGAUAUGUGCAUCUAUAUCACAGAGGACAUGCUCCUGUCCAGGAAGUUGAAUGGGCACUCUGGGUUGAUUGUGAAAGAAAUCGGUUCUUCCACCUCCAGCUCUUCAGAAACAGUGGUCAAACUCCGUGGCCAGAGUACUGAUUCCCUUCCACAGACUAUAUGUCGAAAACCAAAGACUUCCACCGAUCGACAUAGCUUGAGUCUUGAUGACAUCAGACUUUACCAGAAAGACUUCUUGCGCAUUGCAGGCCUGUGUCAGGACACUGCACAAAGUUACACCUUUGGAUGUGGCCACGAACUGGAUGCAGAAGGGCUGUACUGCAACAGUUGCCUGGCACAGCAGUGCAUCAACAUCCAGGAUGCUUUUCCAGUCAAAAGAACCAGCAAAUACUUUUCUCUGGACCUCACACGUGAUGAGGUUCCGGAGUUUGUUGUAUAAAGUCCAUCUGUGUGCAGCCUCAAGGAUAACCUGCUGUUUGCCAGAGGCUGCAGGAGGCUUGGGUUCUUUAUGUAUUACUUGUGCCAUAUUGUCUUUACCCCAAACAUAGCUCUUUCUUUAUAAUAUUUGUGAUGGAAACAAAAGCCUUGGGACAAUUGCACUUUAAGUAUUAUGCAAAGGUAAAAACUAGAGAAUGUACAGCAAGACAAGUGCCCAUGCAAUGACUCUUCAGAAGAAAAUGUGCUUUAUUGGUUUGAAGCCUUUGUACUGGUGGAGUGUGGUAUUUGUUCCUCAUUUGUUGUCUCUUACUUCAGUUAAACAUAACAUCUUUUUAUCAUGUGAAAGAUGUUAGGCUUAUCUGUUUGUUGUGCUUUUUUUAACCCCUCCCUCCUGAAAUACUCUUGGUUUGAAAGAAGACAAAGGGAAGGGUCUCUCUUCUUUGAAUGGAGAGACGGUUGCUUGGUGCGUAGCCACUGCUGCCUCCCGAGGCUCUCCCAAAGUGAACACUAGCAAAUCGAUCAAACUCAUUCUUUGUAGCAAGCCAAAGAUAUGUACAGAAGGAGCACGCGCUCGGAGACAAGAUGAUGCAACUUAAGCAGUACCCAGAAGACUGUAUGUGUUGUGAUGUCUUGUGACCCCUUCACAUCCUUUUCCAGAAAGCUCUUGGGUUCAGUUGAGUUCCUCAUCUUUGUGACAGAUCAGUUAUGCUCAUGACGUAAUUCAUUGUGUAGAGUUUACAAACCAGUGUCUGUUCAAACGGUGGAAAUCUCUCAGAAAAAUGUGUGGGUUUUAGUUUUUGUUUUUUAAUUAACAAGAACAAGUUAAGGUAAUGCUAGUUUCUGCCUAACCAAAAUACCCCAACUCUGUAUGUUAUACAUAUAUAAAUACAUGGAAUUGUGUGUGUUUGUAUGUGUUUAAAGCUUACUGACUUUAUUUUGGCUUCCAUGACUGUGUUGCAUACAGGGAACUCCUUGUUCAGUAUGGAGGAGACGUCACUGGAUGAAUGCUGCCUCGGUAAUCCUUGUCUGUAGUAUAUGUUAGGAGUGACUUUCUCCUCACGUGCCUUUGGCCAUGAUUCUCAGUCUGCGUGCACAGUGGAAUUCUUUGAGGAGCUUUUAAAAAAUAGCAAUGCCGGGGUCCCACCCCAGACCAGUUAAGUCAGUCUCUUUUGGGAAGGACCCAGGUGGGAUUGCCUUUUCUUUUUAAAGUUUUCUACACGGAGCUAAUACGCAACAGGGUUGAAAACCACUGAUCUGCAGGGUCUCUUUUUGUUAAUUUUGAAGUAAAAGUAUACAGAAGAUGUGUAUGAGAAAGGGCCAUUUUUAAGAUUGUAACUGCUGUGCUGCUGUUACGGUGUAUAAUGAAACCAAGUCAAGGGAAUGAACUCAUUAGCCUUUCGACAUACAGUGAAAACACUGCUCGCACUUCACGACAGAACUUCAUAGCACAAUGUCUUUCUACGGGGUGUUUUUAAUGAUUUCGUAUUUUACAGCAUUUGUUUACCAUAUUUUGAUACACCAUUUUUGCUAUCUGCCAACUUUAUUAAAAGCUAUGUGUUAUUUUCUAAAGAAACACUCAUAUUUUUGUACAAAAGUAUGUUUUCAGGUACCAAGAAAUAGAUGUAGGGUAGAGCAGGACGAAGGCAGUGUCACAGUGUCACCCGCAGGUGGGAGUUGGGUUCCGAACAGAGGCAGCGGUGACCCCACCCACCUGUGCAGGGUGGGGGGCAGCAUCCGGGGAGUCUCACCUGAUGCUUUAAAAGAAAAAAAUUCUGCAUAGUUCUGCAUCCAUAAAAUUACUUUGCUUUUAGUAAAUGCUUUUUUAAGAAAAAAAACCAAAGUUUCAGAUAUCAGAAUGUACAAAAGUAUCUCUGUAGAGAAGGAUAAAAAUAUGAAGGGAUGAUUUAAUGACUUCCUUCUCAGUCAUUAAAUAAUCCACUGCUUCUUACAGAUCAGUGCUGGUGCACCUGUGGCUUGCGUGCCGCAGUGGGCUGUUUGUGUCAUUGAAAGCUCUGAAAGGUUCGCCAUCACUGCCUGAUGCUUUAAGAGACAAUCCUGGUGUGCUGGUUCUCUUAAAUAGCCCAGAUCAUGAUGCCGUGUAUUUUCUUAGCCCUUAAUAUUUCUUGCAAAACAUAAAAAGUGUUUAAAUGAACAGGUAGUGCUUUGUACUUUUUCUCUACUUCAGCCAAAAUCAUGUCUUCAGGAUUUUGCCAGCUUUGGUGGUUUUGCACACCCUCUUUCUAAUUGGAUUUAUGAAUAGUCUUGUGGGUUUUCAAAAAUGAAACAUGCCAGGAAACUUAGCUUUUCUUUUUGGCCUACUGUUUGCAAC
Fukomys damarensis (Damara mole-rat) is the source of this 4685-nucleotide messenger RNA. It is a transcript of the gene Frmd6, whose product is annotated as FERM domain containing 6. The coding region runs from base 489 to 2357 and encodes 622 amino acids. Gene Ontology annotation, biological process: positive regulation of hippo signaling. The record is from RefSeq and is a predicted model, not a curated record. NCBI's taxonomy places the organism in Eukaryota, Metazoa, Chordata, Mammalia, Rodentia, Bathyergidae. The transcript is spliced from 14 exons. Gene Ontology annotation, cellular component: cytoskeleton; cytoplasmic side of apical plasma membrane.